GGCAUCUACCACAGAAACUUCAAAUUCAAUGACUACGGAUUCUUUAGGAGCGUUAAAUACAGGAAAUUCAGAUACUCCCACUAUAGAUCCUUCAUCAUCAACCACAGAAAAUCCUUCAGAUAUCACUACUCCGAGUGAAGGACCGUCUUCAACAGAAUCUCCAGGUUCAAGUAGUACAGAUUUGUCAGGAAUGUCCACUACCGAAAAUUCGAAUAAAUCUACAAUGGAUUCUUCAGUAACAACUACACAAAAUCCUUCAGAUACCACUACACAAAGUGCAGGAUCAUGUACUUCGUGUUUGGAUUCAUCUACUACCGAUUCAUCAGGAAUAUCUAGUACAAAAAAUUCAGAUACAUCGACAAUAGAUCCUUCAGCAUCAACAACCGGAAAUCCUUCAGAGACCACUACUUCGAUUAAAGGAUCGUCUACAACGGAAUCUCCAGAUUCUACUACCGAUUCCUCAGGAAUGUCCACUACGGAAAAUUCAGAUACAACGACUUUGGUUCCUUCGACAACACCAACUCAAAACCCUUCAGGUACCACUUCUCAAGUUGCAGGAUCAUCUACUACAGAAUGUUUGGAUUCGUCUCCUACAGAUUCGCCAGGAAUGUCUACUACGGACAUUGGAGAUACAUCUACAGCGGAUCCUUUAGCAACAACCACGGAAAAUCCUUCGGAGACCACUACCAAAGUCGCAGGAUCAUCUACUACAGAAUCUUCAGGAAUGUCUACUACAGAUACUUCAGAUAUAUCUACUGUUGAUAAUUCAUUGUCAACAACAGGAAAUCCUAUAGAUACCACGGUCCCAGGUGCAGGGUCUACCACUGAAUCUCCAAAUUCAGCUACUACAGAUUCUUCAGGAAUGCCUACUACACAAAAUUCUGAUACAUCUACUACAGAUCCUUCAGCAUCAACCACAGAGAAUUCAUGUACUUCAUGUUUGGAUUCAUCUACUACCGAUCCUUCAGGAACGUCUUCUAUAGACGGCUCAGUGUCAUCGACAGAGCCUGCUUCUCAGACAACAACUCAAGAGCCUACUCUCACGACAAAAAAGAAAGGGUCGCUAAUUAACAUUGGAAUAAACCUCGGACGAAAACGAACUACUGAAUCGUCUUCAGUAUCAUAUAAUCCGUAAUUUUCAGA
Chrysoperla carnea is the source of this 1143-nucleotide messenger RNA. Its product is annotated as mucin-21-like. The coding region runs from base 29 to 1135 and encodes 368 amino acids. The record is from RefSeq and is a predicted model, not a curated record. The transcript has a single exon. NCBI's taxonomy places the organism in Eukaryota, Metazoa, Arthropoda, Insecta, Neuroptera, Chrysopidae.